GAAAUUUAAAAAAAAAAAAAAAAAAAAAGGAAAAGUCGAGAGGGGCAAAUAGGUAAAUUUGCCCCUCCAACCACCUAAGGGGUCCAAACGAAAUCCCAUCCAUAGUCCUGCAAAAGAGAGAUAGUGAGAGAAAGGGGUAGAGAGAACCUAGAGAGAGGAGAAAGGAUGAACCGUCGGAAGACUCACCGAAAACUACCGUCGGAGUCUAUUUCGGUGAAGAUCAUGAUGCAAGGAGGUGAAGAUCAUGCAGAGAGACUUUCUUGGAAGGGAAAAGAGAAUGUGGGUGGCCGGAGUCCCAUUUUUCAUCAAGAAGUUAGAAAACCCGCAAGGAACAACUCUACGCAUGAUCUGUGAAGAAGUUUGGCCGAGACCUCAACCCGAAGGCAGAGAUCCGAGAGUCAUUCGAGAACGGUGUUCGCUGGUUGCUGGUCGAGGUAGAGGAGCGUUUGAGAGCUGUACAGUCACAGAAGGGGUCGUUCCGGAGCAUCAGUCCCUUUUCGGUCUUUUAGAGUCUUUCUCACGAUUCGGUUUUUCGAAUCCUCGAAAAUCGGGUCUUGACAGUUUCGAAGAAAGGACGGAUAACAAUAAUGAAAAAUGA
Messenger RNA from Cucurbita moschata (crookneck pumpkin), 598 nucleotides. RefSeq lists its product as uncharacterized. Bases 245 to 598 code for a protein of 117 amino acids. Lineage: Eukaryota; Viridiplantae; Streptophyta; Magnoliopsida; Cucurbitales; Cucurbitaceae. The record is from RefSeq and is a predicted model, not a curated record. The transcript has 4 exons.